AUGGUUCAUAUCAGUUCUCUCGUCCCUCUCUGCUCAGCCUUGAUAGGCAUGAGCAGAGCAGCUGCUCUGGGGUCUGCCGAGCGAUAUGCUUCUGGCGAAGUCCACGCCUAUAUCAUGGGCAUAAAGAUGGCACAAUGGGACGCCGAGAUCGCGGCCGGUCAAAUGGACAGCUCUCAAUAUCCCGAGCUUGGUUAUACCAAGUGUGAGAAUGGAUUUGCUGCGGCAAUCCCUGGAGAUAAGAAUAACACCUUCAGGUGUAACAAUAUUGACCUCUAUCACUUCUUGUCACACGCAGAUCUGGGUAGCUCUGCUGCUCGAGGCUCAUCCUCGUGGGGAUGGACCUCUGAUGACGGCAGAGAGUUUGUUGCCAUUGGACAAUACGACGGAACAGCUUUCGCGGAAAUCAGUAGUGAGGGCAAGCUAGUGUAUCUCGGUCGGGUGCCUCAAUACGAUCCCAUUGGCUCAAACUGGAGAGAAAUUCGAGUGCUCCGAGGGUAUGCUGUUAUCGGAUCCGAGGCUAUUAAUCACGGUGUCCAGAUCUUCGAUAUGCGCAAGCUCCUCGAUCUCGACCCAGAGAACCCCACCAACUUUACCCAGGAAGAUCUGACAGGCCAUUGGGAUGAGCUCCCCGUCGGACGAACGCACAAUAUCGUCAUCAACGAGGAGCUCAACUAUGCCAUUGCUUCCGGCUCGGUUGGCGGCAACGAAACCAUCAGAGUUAGAGGCGACCUUCCUUGUCGUGGUGGCUUGAUCUUUAUCGACAUGACUGACCCAUCCAAUCCAACUAGCCCAGGCUGUGCAGCUGGUGACGGAUAUGUCCAUGAUGCACAGUGCUUAGUUUAUCGUGGGCCAGACAAGAGAUACGAGGGCCGCGAUAUCUGUUACGGCUACAACGAGGAUACGCUCACGAUCUACGACGUGACUAAUAAAGUCGGCAACACUACAAGCAUCAUCUCGAUUACUACCUUCCCUGGUGCGGAAUACGUUCAUCAAGGUGUUGUCAACGACGAGAUGAACCAAGAAUAUAUUAUUCUUGAUGAUGAAUUUGACGAGCGUGAUGCAGAAGUCGGCCCCAUGACUCGGGGUCUCCCGACAACGCAUAUCUUUGACAUCCGUGACCUCGAGAAUCCACACUAUACCGGAUACUACGCUGGCAAAACCCGUUCUAUUGACCAUAAUCAAUAUGUCGUUGACGGCUACAGCUACCAGUCUAACUACGGCAAUGGACUGAAUGUCUUGGAUAUCCGCUCGUUGCCUGAAGACCCAAGUGGCGGCAGCAUCUGCGAAGCUGGAUUCUUUGAUAUCUAUCCGGAAGACGACGAACUAGAGGGUGGCGGCACGGUCGCGUUCUUAGGGUCUUGGUCUUCAUACGCUUAUUUCAAGUCUGGAUUCAUCCUCGUACACACCAUCGAGCGUGGAACCUUCGUCGUCAAGAUGACCAGCAAGCAAUGCCCCGUUCCCAAGACCUGUGAACCCAGUGAGUGUCUCACGUCGCUGCGCGCCAGUAGUAUUGAGGGCCGCCUUGAAGAGGGCCAGGAGUUCUGCCAUAAUUUCACCAUUCGACAGGUUGAUGACCAGCGUGAGAUUCCCAAAUUCGCUGUUCAGGCUUGUGCGGGAGAAGGCGGGGAAGAGGCUCUAAUUGCUCAAGUCAGCAGUGCCUGUGCCUGUGUCCCAACAAUCGCGGUUCCCGAGCUUCCCAGGACAACCAGUCGGCCACCUGUGCUGACAGUGUUGCCACCUUAA
Molecule: messenger RNA, 1743 nt
Organism: Exophiala aquamarina CBS 119918
Lineage: Eukaryota; Fungi; Ascomycota; Eurotiomycetes; Chaetothyriales; Herpotrichiellaceae
Exons: 3
Coding region: 1-1743 (580 amino acids)
Cellular component (GO): extracellular region
Source: RefSeq, a predicted model, not a curated record